ACCUCUUGUUUACUACUUAAUGCUUUCAUUAAAAACUAAACAAGCAGCUUUGCAAUUCAAACGAUAUUUCUCACUCGAUGGACGAAAUAAGCUAUCCAACAAAUUUAUACCAGUAACAAAAGAUAAAACCUCGGAUAAUUCAGCUAGCCAUGGCAUGCUGUUGAAAGCAGGUUUCGUGAGACAAAGUGGUGCUGGUAUUUACUCAUUGUUGCCUCUCGGUUUGAGAACCGUCGAUAAGAUUGAGCGCAUCAUUGACCAAGAAAUGAAGGCCAUUGGAAGUGAAAAACUAUCUUUGCCAUUGUUGUUAAAUCCAGAAGGCUGGAAAAAGACUGGUCGAUGGGACGGAUCCAAAGGAGAGUUCUUUCGUUUAAAAGAUAGAAAAGAGUCAGACUUGUUACUUGCACCAACUCACGAAGAGGAAAUCACACAAUUAGUUGCUUCUGAAUUAAGAUCAGCCAAACAGUUACCUAUUCGUUUGUACCAAAUUGGUAGAAAAUUUAGAGACGAGUUGCGUCCUAGAGCUGGACUAUUAAGAGGCCGUGAAUUCAUCAUGAAAGAUUUAUAUUCAUUUGAUAGUUCCGUGGAAGACGCAUACAAAGCUUACGAUGAUGUUGCUCAUGCCUAUAAAAACAUCUUUGAUAGAAUAGGUGUACCUUUUGUUGUCGCUGAAGCUGACAGUGGAAACAUUGGUGGCUCAAAGUCCCAUGAAUACCAUCUCAUUUCAACCGUUGGUGAAGACACAUUAUUAACUUGCUCAGACUGUGGAUAUACUGCCAAUGAAGAAUUAGCAAUUGGUAAAUUGCCCAACACGUUAAGUUCAAACGAACCAGCUGCAGAAACUAGAUCUGAUAUUGUAACAAAAUCUCUCCUGGAUCGUCUUAAUUUAACAACACCCAUUGAGUCUACUGUGGUAUCAUACUCUGGCUUAAACAACGCCGAAGAUGGUUUAACACAAGGUUUGGCCGCCAUUUUUACGCCAAAAGGAAGGUCUGUCAAUCUGUUAAAGGUGCAGACUCAAUUAAGCAAAUACCUGAAGAAAGAGCAAUUAUUGAGCGAUAAAGCCAACAUGGAUAUGGAUACAUUGCCCAGAGCAAAGAUUGAUUCAAUGCAACCAAACGAUAUUCCUCAUUUGCAUUUAUUCUUGGAUAAUGCCCUUGAUUUGACUGUAGCUACCAGUGAUAGAGUAACCGUGCACACACCAGACCAUUUUAGACUUGCUCGGGAGGGAGAUCAUUGUGCUACCUGUAAAGAUCACGAUAGUAUUUUAUCCAGCGUCAAGGCCAUCGAAUGUGCUCAUACGUUUUAUUUGGGUACCAAGUAUUCAUCUGCCUUGGACUGUACAUUCCGUGAAGGCAAUAUGCCCAAGAUGAUUCCAGCAGAAAUGGGUUGUUACGGUAUUGGAGUUACCAGAGUUUUAGCUGCGGUGGCAGAAGCCAAAUAUGACGAGAAGGGUAUUGCCUGGCCUAGUUCAUUGGCUCCUUAUAGUAUUUGCAUUGUGCCCACGGAUGAUAGAAAGCAAGAAUUUAAGGAUAUUGCAAAUCAAUUAUAUGAUGAAUUAUCAGUGAAAUUUAAUGAUGAUGUCGUAAUUGAUGAUCGUAGAUCUGGUUUUGGCGCUAAAAUGAAGGAUGCAGAAUUAAUAGGCUAUCCUUAUACAAUUGUUGUUGGAUCCAAAUCAGUGGAAGAGGGCCAAGUAGAAUUAAAUGAACGUAUUCAAGGUCAGGACAGUAAAAAGACUAUUGUCUCUAUUAAAGACUUGCAUGUAUUCUUGUAGUUAGUGUAAUAAAUUUAUCGAUGGCUAAACCAUGUGUAUACUAAAAAAUGGUUUCGAUACCUCAAGUUUGUUUAAAAUAAUACAUGCGUUUUGGACUUGUUAGCUACAGACGUGGCCGACAAGCAGAGAUGAGUUGUUACUUUGUUCCUACGUAUAACUGCCCAAAUGCUACUAAAGAGUGUUAAAGUAAAAUUAAGCAAGCACCCCUAGAAAACAAGACUCUAAUAGCUGGUUGGAUUCAGGAAGCAGUAAGCAAACG
Molecule: messenger RNA, 2030 nt
Organism: Mucor mucedo
Lineage: Eukaryota; Fungi; Mucoromycota; Mucoromycetes; Mucorales; Mucoraceae
Exons: 3
Coding region: 20-1771 (583 amino acids)
Biological process (GO): prolyl-tRNA aminoacylation
Cellular component (GO): cytoplasm; mitochondrion
Molecular function (GO): ATP binding; proline-tRNA ligase activity
Source: RefSeq, a predicted model, not a curated record